Messenger RNA from Oryctolagus cuniculus (rabbit), 5521 nucleotides. It is a transcript of the gene WSCD2, whose product is annotated as WSC domain sialate O sulfotransferase 2. Lineage: Eukaryota; Metazoa; Chordata; Mammalia; Lagomorpha; Leporidae. The record is from RefSeq and is a predicted model, not a curated record.
GCUCCGAGCGCUGGCUGAGUGAAGAAGCCAGCACGGUGACAACUGAGCUCUGGGAAAAUGACAAACUUUCCUCUGGCCCAGGAGGGGACCUCCUGGCUCAUCCAGGCGCCCUUCCUCUGGGCAUGUCUCUGUCCCGGAAAGGCGUGCAUUUAGAGGGCUUCUCUGGCAAGGAUGGCCCAGGGAGAAGGCGGGGGACCCUUUGAAUUUGGGGUAGGCAUUGCCCCUUGACUGGUCUGGAGUGCUGAGAGAGAAGGAGCGAGUCCUCUUUCAGAGCUGGCGUGCAAAGGUGCUUCUUGAGGGCGAUACUCUGGGGAAAGGGGUUCCCUAUGGUCUGGGACCAGCGACUGAGGGGUAUCCGGCCAGGGGCUUUGUGUAGGGGGCUUUGCAGACCUGCUUAUGUCCUUUCUCCCAAGGUGUGUGUGUGUGUGUGUGUGUGUGUGUGCGUGCACGCAUGCACACACGCGCAUGUGUGUGUAUAAGGAAAGAGAAAGAACUGGAGACCGGGGGACUCCUCUGGCAGGAUCACCCUCAUCCGAGCCCUUCCAGCAGCCCCCCGUGUGGUUACAGGAGUCACCUUGUCUCCUUGGUAGAGCCCGUAAGGAGGGGUGAGGGUCACCUCCUGCUCCUUGCAGCUCCAAAGGGGCUGUUCCUGAGGGGAGCAAAAAAUUGGGGAAGUUUCCUGGGCUGCUCAAUGAAACCGUUCAGACUGGAGCCAGGGGAGGUGCAAACUUUCGGCAGAAAAGGGGCUUGAAGGGACCCGUGUGUAGGGGCGCCUGGCAUUCUCAUGCCCAGCUCAGGGCAUGGGGGCAGUGUACCCCUCCACACCGCAGGCCCCUUGAGGUUCUGCUGAGCCCCACGUGUAGCUUGCUCCAAAGAGGCUGGCUGUCGUCAGGGAUCAUUUUGGAGCCACCCCUGUGAUCACAGCCCUGUAGAUGACAUCAUGCUUCCUCCUGGGGUGCCAGCCUGGGGCUGUGAUCGUCUUAAUGCACUGGUAGGUACCUAACGCGCUGGAUGCAUCGUGAGGCAGGGAGCAGGUCAUGACCCUGGUUCUGUGUCUGCCCCUUGCUGGGGCUGGCUGUCCGCCUUCAGAGAGCAGCAUUUCUGUGUGGCACUUGAACAGUUCUCUGGGCUUCAGGCAGGUUUUCAGGAUUGCCCAUCCUUGCGUGGGGUUCUGAUCCUGCAUCAGUCUAGAAGCUGCUUCCCUAGGCUGCUGAAAUCCGGGAAUUCCUCCAGGGCGUCAGAUGCUGGUGCUGGGUGUCCUGGGAAAGCCCCAGCACUGGGUCAGGAGGUUGUGCUUCACAUCUGCCUAUAAUUUGCUGUGUGACUUGAGGGUAAAUCUAGCCCUCUCUGAGCUCCAGCUGCUGCUUCUCGAACAUGAAGAGAGUUUGUGUAUCCUCAUAGAGUGACAUGUGAGUGAUGUUACACAUGAGAUUUGCAAACUCCGGGUGAUGUAAUUGAGUGUUGGAGAGACCUAGGACUCAGAUCAGGAGUAAGUUUGGCCAUUCACCUCCCUCUGCAAACCUUGGUUCCUUUGCUGUAAUGUGGGGAGUUCACAGUCCCUGCUCCAGACGGGUGUAGGGAGCAGAGAUGGUGCCUGCAGAGUACUCAGCCGGGCGUCUCACAAACAUGGAGCUCACAGUGGCCGCAGCAAGGCUGUCUGUUGCGGUCUUGUACAUGGGCAUCUGGGUGCUAUUUUCCCCAGGGAUGCUGUCCCUGUCCUACUGGAGCACCAAGUGGUCCUUGAACGGGGGGCUGGGGGUGGGGGCAGGGCCCUUGUUCUUGCCAAUCACCUGAUUACCUGCAGUCCCCGCCCCCUCCCUGCUUCCUCAUAAAAGCACUGCUGGACCGGCUGCUCCUAGUGGGGAGCCCUGGGCGUUCUGGGAGGGCUGGAUGCACCCAGCUGCUGUGUCGCCAUGACAACAGGAGGUGUAGAGGUGGAAGCCCUGCACCUGGACACCUGACCGGAUGGAGACCCGCCAGCUUCUGCUCCCAGCAGGUGGACACACUGAGCUCGGUCCCCAGGCAGGGAAGAGGCCAAGAUCAGGCCCCUCUGUGAAGUAAUCCAGCUUCCACAGGCUGAGGAGCUGAGGGAGGGCAAGACACAAACUGCAGCCGCUGCAGACCCACCGGGUCCUCCUGCACUUGCUGUUUGUUAAGGUUCUUUUUGCAACUCUCCGAACUGAAGAACAUGUAGGAAAAUGGGACCGUCUCCUGGGGGCCCUGAGCCUCGGAACCCCAUUCUUGACCUGCAGAGGCUCACCCUGACUUUGGUGAGCUCAGUCCUCCUUGCUCUUGGCCUCAGCUUUGCCGUGGACGUGUCCUCCCUCUCCAGUCUUACCAAUCGCGUUUGCAGAAGGAAUAAAACAGCGGACCCCCAGGGGUUCCAUCCCUAAGAGAAGCCCUCUGCUCCCCUUCCUCUGAGCCCCCCGGUCAAGCCCCAGCGAGCCAGUCCGGAAUGAUCCCACUAUGGCCAAGCUCUGGUUCAAAUUCCAGCGGUAUUUCCGCCGGAAACCCGUGCGCUUCUUCACCUUCCUGGCGCUCUACCUGACGGCUGGGAGCCUCGUCUUCCUUCACUCCGGCUUCGUGGGCCAGCCUGCUGUCUCCCAGAACCAAGCCAGCCCUGCCGUGGGAGGCCCCGCCGAGGGCCCUGAGCUGCCCUUCUUGGGUGACCUGCAUCUGGGCAGAGGCUUCCGGGACACAGGCGAAGCCUCGAGCAUCGCCCGCAGGUACGGGCCCUGGUUCAAGGGCAAGGACGGCAGUGAGAGAGCCAAGCUGGGUGACUACGGCGGCGCCUGGAGCCGAGCCCUCAAGGGGAGGGUCAUCCGGGAGAAGGAGGAGGAGCGAGCCAAGUACAUCGGCUGUUACCUGGACAACACCCAGAGCCGGGCCCUGCGAGGCGUGUCCUUUUUUGACUACAAAAAGAUGACCAUCUUCCGUUGCCAGGACAACUGUGCUGAGCGGGGCUACCUGUACGCCGGGCUGGAGUUCGGCGCCGAGUGCUACUGCGGCCACAAGAUCCAGGCGGCGAACGUGACCGAGGCCGAGUGCGACAUGGAAUGCAAGGGCGAGCGGGGCCGCGUGUGCGGCGGGGCCAACCGCCUCUCGGUCUACCGGCUGCAGCUGGCCCAGGAGUCAGCCCGCAGGUAUGGAAGCGCGGUGUUCCGAGGCUGCUUCCGCAGGCCCGACAACCUCUCCCUGGCCUUGCCCGUGACAGCCGCCAUGCCGAACAUGUCCGUGGACAAGUGCGUGGAUCUCUGCACGGAGAAGGAGUACCCGCUGGCGGCUCUCGCGGGCACUGCCUGCCACUGCGGUUUCCCCACCACCCGAUUCCCGCUGCACGAGAGAGAAGACGAGCAGCUCUGUGCCCAGAAGUGCAGCGCUGAGGAGUUUGAGAGCUGUGGGACUCCCAGUUACUUCAUCGUGUACCAGACACAGGUGCAAGACAAUCGCUGCAUGGACAGAAGGUUCCUCCCAGCCAAGUCCAAGCAGCUCAUCGCGCUGGCCAGUUUCCCCGGCGCCGGCAACACGUGGGCGCGCCACCUCAUCGAGCUGGCCACCGGCUUCUACACUGGCAGCUACUACUUCGACGGCUCCCUGUACAACAAAGGCUUCAAGGGCGAGCGGGAUCACUGGCGCAGCGGCCGGACCAUCUGCAUCAAGACACACGAGAGCGGCCAGAAGGAGAUCGAGGCCUUCGACGCCGCCAUCCUGCUCAUCCGCAACCCCUACAAGGCGCUCAUGGCCGAGUUCAACCGCAAGUACGGCGGCCACAUCGGCUUCGCUGCCCAUGCGCACUGGAGGGGCAAAGAGUGGCCCGAGUUCGUGCGGAACUACGCCCCCUGGUGGGCCACGCACACGCUGGAUUGGCUCAAGUUCGGCAAGCGGGUGCUGGUGGUGCACUUCGAGGACCUGAAGCGGGACCUGUUCGUGCAGCUGGGCCGCAUGGUCCGCCUGCUGGGCGUGGCCGCGCGCGAGGACCGGCUGCUGUGCGUGGAGAGCCAGAAGGACGGCAACUUCAAGCGCUCGGGGCUGCGCAAGCUCGAGUACGACCCCUACACGGCCGACAUGCGCCAGGCCAUCUCCGCCUACAUCAAGAUGGUGGACGCCGCCCUGCGCGGCCGCAACCUCACGGGCGUGCCCGACGACUACCGCCCGAGAUGAUGCGGGCGCCGCGCGCCGGCCCCGCUCGGCUCUGGGCCGCCGAUGGCUCGGACGAGUUUCCUGCAUGACCGCGGAGGCCCCGGGAAGAGCCGGCGCAGCACCCCUGCCCCCACCCCGCCCUGCCCCGCCGCGGGCUCCGCUGGGCGCCCCUCGCUGGCUCCGCUUGCCACCUCCACGCAGGAAGAAAGGGUGCCGCGGAGUUUCCCCGUGGCCUGGGCCUUUGGGUAGCGCGGGCGGGCGGGCGGGUGGCCGGCCCUGUGCACAGGAGGCGACCUGGCCCCGCCGUGUGGGUGUGGGGUCCCCGGCCUCGUGAACACACCUGUCCCCCGCCACCGCGCCCACACUGCGUUUGAGACACAAGCUGGUUGCCUUUCCACCUCCAGGGCUUCAGUCCUGCCCCCUCUUCCCUCCCUGUGCCUGGGAGGUGACCCCGGGGUCCUGGAUCCCAUUUGCAGGGCACCACAAGCAUUCACAACACCCCCCUCCCCCAGGGGACCCCAGACCACGCAAAGUACAGACCAGGGUAAGGGCCCCAGCAGCCGGGCUCUCCCUUCGGUCUGACACUUCGAUCUAACACUGCCCUCCUGGUCCCUGCUGCAAACCCAGGGGGACUGUGCCGGGAAGAGACCUCUCCCCACCUUCCCCAAACCACCAGUCAGCCCUUGGGUACCCCGCGGGGUGGGAGGGUGCAUGCCAGGGCCCCUCCUUUCCACGCAGGGCUCUUGUCCUGAUGCUGAGACACCAAACCAAAGGAUUUCUGAGGACCUGACUCACUGAACAUCAUUUUACAAGGCCUUGAUCCAGGUCCGGUCUCUUCUCCCGCCUUGGGUACCGGUGGCUUCAUGUCCGGCCUGCACCUGCUCCCCCGCACCCCCGCACCUUCCCACCGCAUAGAUGCAAAAGCCAUAGGUCACAGCCUCCUUGCUGUUCCGCCGGAGCGGCCCCCACCACCCCCGAAGCAGUCGCUCGGAGGCCUUGGGGUGCAGGUGGAUGCUGGCUCCCAAGCAGCAAAGAGACCCUGGAGAAGGCGAGUGUACAAAGAUAUAUUUUUUUAAGAGGAAUAUGACCAAUACAUCCCGCCCCUCAGACCCCAGCCAUGCAGAGAAGGGCGCGAGCACCAGGCCAGCGCUUCCCUCCCCGGAUUCCCUCACAAGUAGACCUGGGGCCACCCAGGGCCAGGCACGGGGCUCCGAAUGUAUUUUGUACCGUGUUUCUCCUCCCCACCCCGGCGACUCUCUGAGGCCAGCUCCCUCUGGCUCAACCCCUGCCCUCGCCAGUUUUCUGCCGGGGGGGGGGGGGGGCCUUCCUUCUGAAGAUCCCUCAGGUCUACACCCUCAUUAAAUGCGAGUUUUGUUGAUAA